UUCCUGUGUUUUAUUGCAGAUUUUGUUACUGCUUAGACUGUAUCAAUGGAGCAUAUUCAGGGAGCUUGGAAGACCAUCAGUAAUGGUUUUGGAUUCAAGGAUUCUGUCUUUGAUGGAUCGAACUGUAUUUCGCCCACUAUUGUUCAGCAGUUUGGUUAUCAGCGCCGGGCAUCUGAUGAUGGCAAACUCUCAGACACCUCCAAGACUAGCAGUACUAUUCGGGUUUUUUUGCCUAACAAGCAACGCACGGUGGUGAAUGUGCGAAAUGGAACGACUCUCCAUGAUUGUCUUAUGAAGGCCCUCAAAGUGAGAGGCUUGCAGUCAGAAUGCUGUGCAGUCUUUCGGCUUUUUAAUGAACAAAAAGGUAAAAAAGCACGUUUGGAUUGGAGUACAGAUGCUGCCAGUUUGAUUGGAGAGGAACUGCAAGUCGAUUUCCUUGAUCAUGUUCCACUCACAACACAUAACUUUGCUCGGAAAACCUUUCUAAAACUUGCUUUCUGUGACAUCUGCCAGAAGUUCUUGCUAAAUGGGUUCCGGUGUCAGACGUGUGGCUACAAAUUCCAUGAGCAUUGCAGCACGAAAGUUCCAACCAUGUGUGUGGACUGGAGCAAUAUCAGGCAACUCCUGUUGUUCCCAAAUUCAAAUGUCAGUGACAGUGGUGUCCCUACAUUACCUUCAUUGACAAUGCGGCGGAUGCGGGAGUCUGUUUCCCGAUUACCUGUUAGUUCUCAGCACAGAUAUUCUACACCUCAUGCCUUCACAUUCAACGCAUCAAAUCCUUCGUCUGAGGGCUCCCUUUCCCAAAGGCAGAGAUCUACGUCCACCCCAAAUGUUCACAUGGUCAGCACUACUGUGCCGGUAGACAGCAGGAUAAUUGAGGAUGCAGUUCGGAAUCACAGCGAAUCAGCAUCACCCUCAGCUCUGACAGGGAGCCCCAACAAUACGAGUCCAACUGGGUGGUCUCAGCCCAAAACUCCAGUCCCAGUCCAAAGAGAGAGAGCAGCUGGAUCCAAUACACAAGAAAAAAACAAAAUUAGGUCUCGUGAACAAAGAGAUUCAAGUUAUUAUUGGGAAAUAGAAGCAAGUGAAGUUAUGCUUUCUACCAGAAUAGGGUCGGGUUCUUUUGGGACUGUUUACAAAGGCAAAUGGCAUGGGGAUGUAGCAGUGAAGAUAUUAAAGGUUGUAGAUCCAACCCCAGAACAGUUUCAGGCCUUCAGAAAUGAAGUGGCUGUAUUAAGGAAAACACGACAUGUAAAUAUUUUGUUAUUCAUGGGCUAUAUGACGAAAGAUAAUCUGGCUAUUGUUACUCAGUGGUGUGAAGGAAGCAGUCUGUAUAAACAUAUUCAUGUUCAAGAGACCAAAUUCGAAAUGUUCCAGCGUAUUGAAAUUGCCCGACAGACGGCACAAGGAAUGGACUAUUUACAUGCAAAGAAUAUCAUCCACAGAGACAUGAAAUCAAAUAACAUAUUUCUUCAUGAGGACCGUACAGUUAAAAUAGGAGAUUUUGGUCUGGCAACAGUAAAAUCCAGAUGGAGUGGAUCACAGCAGGUUGAGCAGCCUACAGGUUCAAUCUUGUGGAUGGCACCAGAAGUGAUCCGGAUGCAGGAUAGUAACCCAUUUAGCUUUCAAUCAGAUGUUUACUCCUACGGAAUAGUGUUAUACGAACUAAUGACAGGGGAGCUGCCAUACUCUCACAUUAACGACCGAGAUCAGAUCAUUUUUAUGGUUGGUCGAGGUUACGCAUCUCCAGACCUCAGUAAACUGUACAAGAGCUGUCCCAAAGCUAUGAAGAGGCUUGUAGCAGACUGUGUCAAGAAAGUUAGGGAAGAAAGACCUCUGUUUCCACAGAUUCUGUCUUCCAUUGAAUUGCUGCAGCAUUCUUUACCUAAAAUUAACCGAAGUGCUUCUGAACCUUCUCUGCAUCGCGCAGCCCACGCAGAGGACAUCAAUUCAUGCACGUUAACAUCCACACGACUACCUGUGUUUUAGGAUUUGCACGCUACUGCCCUUGCUCUCCCCAAUAAUGAGAAAGUUGUAGCAGUUGUGCUUUUUAAUGCCUCAGUGUACAGGAUCACAGUGCAAGUGGGAUUCUCUACAUCCCAGGUUUUAGAACCAGCUGCUUAAGGAUUGCUCCGGUUCUAGUCCUGCAGGGACAUGGCUCCAUGUUGCCUUUUUCUACAGUGUCUUUUACUGGGAUAGAGUUAACUGAGACUAUAAUCAAGAAAAUCUAUUACUAUUUUUUUUAAUAGAUGCACUUGAGCCUUACUUUCCCACAAGUGGAAGAGGGACAUUUCUGUGGAAGUGUUCCUGUCUUGAUUUGAUUCUGUUGAAUAAAUUGGUAUUUUAUAGCAAGGAUAGCUCACCAUUUGAGGAAUAAUGCUGAUUUGAUGCUGUUCUUUGAGUGUCCCAAGCCAUGUGCUACUUCACAGUGAGUGAAUUUUGACUAAAAUGGGCAUCUAUAAACUGGCCUGAGGGAAGCAAACAAAGAAAAGCCUGGAAUUGAUUCCUGUGAAUAACAUUUCAUCAAGCAGAUGAAAUCGAUCAAAACUAAAUGCCAAGGCUGGGCAUCUGAUUUUACACGUUGAAGAAAAAAACUCCUGCAGUGGGAUGGAAUGCAUUAUGAACAGUGCUGCUCAGAGAAGGAAGCUAGCACAAUCUCGCUAUGGUCAUCUUUAGUAACUUAAGCAGCUUAUAUUGGUACUUUGGACUUGCUUCUUGCAGCCCAAUGAGGUAUCAAGUGCAGAAUGACAGACUUCUGCUGAAGAGAAGUGGUUAAGUAACAAAUCAGUGUAUUUCUGCAAAACAAGCAUGGUCUUCAACCCACCUGAAGCUGUCUUCCGAGAGAUGCACUAAAGGGCAGAAACUGAGUAUAUACAGUUUUUCUUGCUGAUUUGGGUUUUAAUUGUUUUUAUUGCUCCACAAAAAUGCAUUUAUUGUAAGUCCAGGUUCCUCUGAUUAUCUUAUUUUAAUAAAAUAAAUUAAAUUUAAGCUUUUAA
This is a messenger RNA of Gavialis gangeticus (Gharial), 2996 nucleotides long. It is a transcript of the gene RAF1, whose product is annotated as Raf-1 proto-oncogene, serine/threonine kinase. Gene Ontology annotation, biological process: signal transduction; protein phosphorylation. Gene Ontology annotation, cellular component: cytosol; plasma membrane; mitochondrion. NCBI's taxonomy places the organism in Eukaryota, Metazoa, Chordata, Crocodylia, Gavialidae. Gene Ontology annotation, molecular function: protein kinase activity; ATP binding. The record is from RefSeq and is a predicted model, not a curated record. The transcript has 16 exons. Bases 46 to 1989 code for a protein of 647 amino acids.